Messenger RNA from Saccostrea cuccullata (small rock oyster), 544 nucleotides. Its product is annotated as CDK5 regulatory subunit-associated protein 3-like. The transcript has 4 exons. Lineage: Eukaryota; Metazoa; Mollusca; Bivalvia; Ostreida; Ostreidae. Gene Ontology annotation, biological process: regulation of mitotic cell cycle; regulation of cyclin-dependent protein serine/threonine kinase activity. The record is from RefSeq and is a predicted model, not a curated record. The annotation marks the transcript as partial. Gene Ontology annotation, cellular component: endomembrane system.
AGGGUGUUGCCAAAGGAGAAGAUGCCAUGUCUUUAUUGGACAAUCCACGUACACGGACAUUAUUUAUUGACGAUCUUAUGGAGUUGGAGGCGUUCUUGUCCCAGCGGUUGUUUGAGCUGGAGUCGGACUCUGUGGGGGGAGACGUCCUGGUCAGCGGUCAGAUGCAGGACGCCCCUCCCUCCAUACAGCUCCACCAGGACACAGUGACCAGUAUGAUCAGCCAGGUCCGGGACGUCAUUGCGGCAUUCAGCACGGUCAAGAUGCAUCACCUUCUGUCCAUCAGGAACUCUCCCAGAUAUGUGGAACGUCUAAAGGACACAUUAAAACAGAUGUUAAACUUGGCUGACAAGAUGGUGUUCCUGGAGAAAGAGAUGGUAGUCAAACAUAAGGAUGCUGAGACUGAGCAGUCAGAAACACAGCCUAAACUAGAACUAGUCAUCAAACGCACCAAAGAACUGCAAAAACAGAUGGAGGCUGAAAUAUCGAAGCGCUACAAGGACCGAGUGGUGAAUAUAAUGGGAGAAAUAAACACAAUGUGAUGAUA